AUGUGUUGGGAUUGUUAUGAUGAAUAUUACGAAGAAGAUCCAUAUUGUCCAGCGUGUUAAGCAGAACUCUAAUCUGAUUAUGAAGAAGAAACUCCACCAAAAAAAGUAGUUCCAAAAAGAGUAAGUCCUGGACCAAGUAUUAAUAAUAUAAAUAAUAAUAAUAUUAUAAAUGGUAAUAGUGGUAAUAAUUAGAAAAAAUACAAUAAUAGUUAUAAUAAUUAUUCUUAUGGAGAAUUAUAAAAAGUACGUGUUAUUAAAAAAAACUUGGUAUAUGUAAUUGGAUUAUCACCAGAAAUAUCUAAUUAAGAUACUUUAAUGAAAAAAGAAUAUUUUGGUUAAUACGGAAAAAUAACUAAAAUAGUUGUAAAUACUUCCAAAGCAUAUAACCCCCAAGGCCCUAAUGGUCCUUCGUAUUCUGCUUAUAUAACAUUUUAAUCGGAAAAAGAGGCUUCAAUGGCUAUAUUAGGUAUAGAAGAAUAUUGUAUAAACGAUAGAAUAAUAAGAGCUUCAUAUGGAACAACAAAAUAUUGUGUUUAAUUUUUAAAAUAAUAAGAAUGCCCAAAUUUAUAAGAUUGCUUAUAUUUACAUUAAUUCGAAAACGAUAAAGACUGUUUUUGUAAAGACGACCAAAUUUCAAAUAAAAAUAUUUUUAUUGAUUAAUAAAGACUAGCAAUAAAAAAUAUACAAAAAUAUGUCCCUGAUUUGAUAAAAUUAAGAGCCUAACCAACUACAUAUACCCCAGUAUUGCCCUCUCCUUAAAUGGUAAUAGAAAAAUUAAUAGAAUAGGAUGUAAUUGACCUUACAAUAACAAAUUAAGUCCCAUAAACACUAACAUAGUAAUAAUAACAAUCUUAAUAACCUCAAUAAACUCAAUAACCUCAACAAUAAGAAGAAGACUCAAAAUAAUAUUUAUAUGAUAUAUACAAUAUAGAUUAUUUAAUAUAUUUAAUGGAUAAAGAAAAAAUAAACAUAAUAAAACAAAAAUUUGAUUAAUUCGAUAAAAAAGGAGUAGAUAUAGUGGAAUUUCUUAGAAUUCUUUUAAAUUCAUUUGAAUUAAAAAAUUAAGAAAUACUAUAUUUUAGUCUUGCAGUAAUUGAUUUAUUUAAAGAAAUUUCAGAAAAAAGAGGCCUUCCAUAAUUUAUAGUAUUUAGUGACUUGACAGAAUAUAUAUGUGAUUAUUUUGUUGAUAAAAAUAUUACUACAUAUUUAUUACCAACUGUAAAAAUGCCUGAAUAGAAAAAAUAUAAACUACAAAAUUAAUAAAUAAGACAUAUAGAUAUUAAUCCUUCAAAAAUAUAUGGAAAAAAUGAAGAAGGAAUUCGUAGUCUUUUGCCGAAUACGCUUAUAACAAAUUCCUAAAAAAACAAUAAUUAUAACAUUAUUAUGGGUUAUUAUUCUGAAGAUUUGAAACGAAUCAUUAUAUUAAAUUCUUUAACAAAUUAUAUAAGUAUAUAUACAUUAAAUUGUAAACUUGCUUAAAAAAUAUCUUUAACAAAUUCAAAAGAAAAAGAUUCUAUUAUAAUGGCUUUUGCUUAUUCUGAAUAAUAAUAAAGAAUUGGAGCCUGUUUAAAAGAUGUUUCAUUAGCAUUUUGGGAUAAAUAAGGCGAUUUUUAAUCUUAAAAAAAUUUUAGUAUUAGUAAUUUUACUACUGAAUAUUAAAUAAAUAUAUGGUACUUACCUUCAUAUAAAUACUGGAUAACUACCGAUAAAUAAAACUGUAUAAAUAUAUGGGACAUAGAUAACGAGAAGUUAUAUUAAUAAUUAAAGCCUUAAAACAUCUAAGAUACAAUAAUAAACAUAAUAGAAAUUUCUCAUCUUCGUUUAGUUGCUGUCGGUUCUUCUGAUAAGAAAAUAACAAUAUGGAAUUUUAAAAAGUUCAUCUAAAUAUUGUAAAUACCUUUAAAUCCUUAAGGAAUCCAUCAUAUAGUAUACAAUUAUCAUUUUCAAUGUAUUUUAACCUGCGGGUACGAAAACAGUAUUUCCAUAUUUAAAAUAAACCCUUAAUUUUUCGAUUUCGAUGAGAUCGGUAAAUUAAUAGGACAUUCCUCAAUGGUCACUUCAUUUUAAAUAAUUCCUGAAAACCCUAUGGUAGUAUCCUCAGAUGAUAAUGGAAUAAUUAAGAUCUGGGACAUUCGAUCACUGAAAUGCUUACAAACAAUCGAAAUAAUGACUAAAUCUAGCAUAACAAACAUCCUAUAUAUAGAAUCAAAGAACUCCUUAUGUUUCCUAAACGCCCGUCUUAAUAUAAUGAAAUUCGACGAAUGCAAGACAAAAAAUACCGAAGAAUUCUACCCCAUAAAAAUCGACUAUAAUUCCUACAAAAAGCACAUUAUAAUUUCCACUAGAAAAGAUCUAAGAUUCCUUGACAUAAAAACCGGCAAAAUCCAUAAAAUAUUCACUGGUCUUCUCAGUGAUCCUGAUACCGAAAUUUCCUCAUUUUCCCCAUUUAAUUAAUUCCAGUAAUUUAUUCUUGGAGACCAAAAAGGACUUCUUUCUUUACACAAUAUAUCCAAUGGUGAAAUCGUGCAGAAUUUAAAUUCACAUAUGUAAGAUGUUUCCCAUAUAAAAAUAGACCAUUUGAAUAAAUUAAUAAUAUCCUCUUCUUUCGAUUCUUCUAUUCUCCUCCAAAAGCAGACCACGACCUAAAAUUUCGAACUCUAAAGAUCAAUAAUAAACGCUAAUUUUAAAAAAUAAAUCACUCUUUUAGAAUUCUCUGUUUUCCAUAAUAUCUUCUUGACCUCUUCCUAGGGAGAUAAUCGUAUUUAUGUAUAUGACUAUGAAUACUUUAAGCUUAUAUCUAUAAUUUAACUCCAAGAAAAUACUGAACCUACAUCCUUUUCAUUUAUAAAUGGCUAUUAAAUAUUAUUAAUUUCAACUAAUUUUUCCAAAAUUUAUAUUUUGAAAUUUCAAUUGAAAUCCUUUAAAAUUUCCUAUUAAAUUCUAGACGAAAUCACAGUAGAAAAAAAAAUUAUAAAUGAAGAUUAUUUCUAGUACAAAACUCCUAGACCUUCAUUUUCUUAAAAAUAAACUAAAAUAAAUCAACUCGAAAAAACAAUAACAAAACUCACCCUUUUUCUCUCUACAAAUCUUGGAAAAGUCCUCGUAUAUACCCCUUCUCCUUCUUUUUUCACUUAACCUCAUCUCCCUUCCUCUGCCUAAUCUUCCAAACCUAAUUAUAAUGCAUUCCGGAAUACUUUUGAGGAUUUCUUCCACUAAAUCAAGUCAUUUUGUUUCGUUGAAAAUACUUUUUAAAUUCCCAACAGUACCUAAGAUCCAUUAUUCACCCUUUCAAACUCUUUCCAUGCACAUAAAGAGUCUCUUACAUGUUUCUAAUUCAUAGAGUUAGACCAUAAAUAUAUUCUAACGUCCUCUAUUGACCAAUACAUCCGUAUUUUUACUAAAAAAGGUGAGCUAAAAGCAAGUUUGAACAUUAACCAUCCAGUUCCAAUUUUUUGGGAGAUUUAAGAAGAAAACACAAAUAAUUUAAGAACGAAGCUUUUUUACACUUUGAAAAUUUUAAAAAUAUUACAUUAAAAAAAUAUUUUACAAAACUAAACUUCAUUUAGCUAUUUUUAGAAAAUCUAUAAAAAAAUACCUGCUGUAUAUAAUAAAAUACUCAGAAAAUCGAAAAAAUGAGAGAUUUAUAUUCUCCAAGAGACCUUUAAUUUGAAAAAACAAAGGCUUUUUUUUAAAAUGAAAUGAGAGGAUUUUCCCUAAAAUAAAUGGAGGCAAAAAAAAGACUCGAAAAUUUGACUUUAAAUAAUUAGGUUUAAAAAACAUAAAAUUAUGUAGAAAUUAAUAAAUAGAAAAAAAAUAUUGAAAAUAUUUUGUUUUUAUCAAAUAAUUUUAGAGAAAAAGUAUUAUAAAAUUAACCUUUUGGACAUGAUUUUUCAGCAAAAACAUAUGAAUUAUCCAAAAAAUUAUCAACUUUUGAAAUAAAUAAUUUAAAAAAAAAAGUAAUUAAGAUCUUAGUGAUUCUGCACAAAAAAAACAAAAAAA
Molecule: messenger RNA, 3999 nt
Organism: Ichthyophthirius multifiliis
Lineage: Eukaryota; Ciliophora; Oligohymenophorea; Hymenostomatida
Product: RNA recognition motif protein, putative
Exons: 9
Biological process (GO): protein ubiquitination
Cellular component (GO): CCR4-NOT complex
Molecular function (GO): RNA binding; ubiquitin-protein transferase activity; metal ion binding
Source: RefSeq, a predicted model, not a curated record